Messenger RNA from Pelmatolapia mariae (spotted tilapia), 846 nucleotides. Its product is annotated as amine sulfotransferase-like. Gene Ontology annotation, biological process: sulfation. The record is from RefSeq and is a predicted model, not a curated record. The transcript has 6 exons. Lineage: Eukaryota; Metazoa; Chordata; Actinopteri; Cichliformes; Cichlidae. Gene Ontology annotation, cellular component: cytoplasm. Bases 1 to 846 code for a protein of 281 amino acids. Gene Ontology annotation, molecular function: sulfotransferase activity.
AUGGAGCAGAUCCGUGACCGUGUUUUCAAGCAUAAAAACUACAACUUUGUGGUCGGUCUUACAACUCCAGAGUACAUAGACUCCCUUGACAGCUUUGAAAUAAAAGACAGCGAUGUCUUCCUUGUCACUUAUCCAAAGUCAGGCACUGUAUGGGCUCAGCAGAUCAUCAUUUCCAUCCACGAACUGCAUGGGAAUCAGACUAAAUAUUCAAACAACAUGGAGAGGAUGCCGUGGCUGGAGUACAAGACAGCUGAAUACACCCUUCUUCCCUCUCCACGACUCUUCGCCUCGCAUCUCCCUGAACACAUCAUGCCUCCUGGGGUGAAGGAGAAGAAGGCAAAAAUCAUGUAUUUGAUGAGGAAUCCAAAGGACAACGUGGUGUCUUUUUAUCACUUCAGCAAAGCCAUGGCAGACCUGGAAACUCCCGAGAGCUUUGACCAGUUUUUUGAGUGGUACAUAACAGGAAACGUUUUUGCGUCAUCCUGGUUUGACCACAUCAGGGAGUGGUAUUCAAACAGAGAGCAGUACAACAUCCUCUUCCUGACCUACGAGGAAAUGAUUUUGGACCUGAAAGGAUCAGUGAAGAAGAUCUGCAACUUCUUAGGGAUAAACCUGACUGAAGCCGCCAUCAGUCAAGUUGUGGAAAAAGCUACAUUUCAGAACAUGAAGAAUGACUCGAAAGCAAAUUAUCAGCAUCUUCCACCAGAGCAGUUCAGUGGAAAAUUCCUGCGUAAAGGUCAGAUUGGAGACUGGAAGAACACACUGACUGUUGCCCAGAGUGAAAGAGUGGAUCAAGUCCUUCAGGAGAAACUUGGUGAUUUGCCUUUGAGGUUCAUCUGGGAAUAA